AUGGCGGAGGGACGUGGCGAGAUUCCGCCGCUUCAGCCGCCUCUCCAGCUUUUCUCGCCACCGGCCAGCAAGCGGCCGUGCCUGCGUCCUGCUCCGCGCGGGCCUGGACCAGGGCCCGGGCCGGGGUUUUCGGGUGCGCGUCUUCGCUGCCCGGAGUCGCUGCUGGACUGCGCGGCCAAGGCCGUGGCGGAGAAGUGGGCCUUCGAACGGGUAGAGGAGCGCUUCGAGAGGAUUCCCGAACCGGUGCAGAGGCGCAUAGUUUUCUGGUCUUUUCCCAGGAACGAACGGGAGAUAUGCAUGUACUCGUCGUUUCAGUGCCGAGCCGCGGCGGAGGAGACACCCGGUGCGUCUUCGGCCGCGUCCGCUGGAUCGUCCGCGGGUGCCGGAGCCGCGUCUGCUCCGGCAAGCGGCUCUGCGGCUGCGGGCACGAACGGAGGAGCUGACGGACUGCCUUUUCGCAGAGGGAUCCGCCUUUUGGAAAUGGGAUGCGUGGAAAACGUCCUGCAAGUCGGUUUCCACCUGAGCGGAACGGUAACGGAACCCGCCACGCAUUCGGAGCCCGAGGUGACGCACCGCGUGGCCAUCAGCUUCGACCGCUGCAAGAUCACGUCGGUAACAUGCGGCUGUGGCAACCGCGACAUCUUCUACUGCGCCCACGUGGUGGCGCUCUCGCUCUACAGGAUCCGCCGGGCCGAGCAGGUGAAGCUGCGGUUGCCCAUCUCGGAGACGCUCUUCCAGAUGAACCGCGACCAGCUGCAGAAGCUGGUGCAGUAUCUGAUCACCGCCCACCACACCGAGGUGCUGCCCACCGCGCAGAAGCUGGCCGACGAGAUCCUGUCCUCCAACUCCGAGAUCAACCAAGUGCACGGGGCCCCGGACCCCACCGCAGGAGCCAGUAUCGAUGACGAUAACUGCUGGCACCUGGACGAGGAGCAGGUGAGGGAGCAGGUGAAACAGUUCCUCUCACAGGGGGGAUACUACGGUUCCGGCAAGCAGCUCAACUCCAUGUUCGCCAAGGUGCGAGAGAUGCUGCGAAUGCGAGAUUCGAACGGCGCCCGCAUGCUCACCCUGAUCACCGAGCAGUUCAUGGCCGACCCGCGGCUCUCGCUCUGGCGGCAGCAGGGCACGGGCAUGACGGACAAGUGCCGGCAGCUUUGGGACGAGCUGGGUGCAUUGUGGGUGUGCAUCGUGCUCAAUCCUCACUGUAAGAGCGAGGAGAAGAGCGUCUGGCUCAAACAGCUGAAGAAGUGGAGCGACAUGGACAUCUGCCCGCUGGAGGACGGAAACUACGGCAGCGAGCUGCCAAACAUCACCAAUGCCCUGCCCCAGAGCAACCUGGCACAUGACUCGCUGGCCAGGCCGAGGAGGACGGUGUUCACCCGCGCCAUGGAAGCGUGCGACCUACACUGGCAGGACAGCCACCUACAGCGAAUCAUCAGCAGCGAUUUCUACGUCUCGCCCGCCUACCAGAGAGAGGGCGAGAGUCUGCUCUUCAACCCGCAGGGCCUGCCGCUGUGGCUGGAUCACGUGCCUACCGCGUGCGCCAGGGUGGAUGCCCUGCGCUCUCACGGAUACCCCAGAGAAGCCCUGCGCCUGGCCGUGGCCAUCAUCAACACCCUCCGGCUCCAGCAGCAGCGACAGCUGGAUAUUUACAAACACCAGAAGAAAGAGUUGCUCCAGAGGGGAAUGACCAGCACCACUAAUCUGGAGGGCUGGGUGGGUCACCCGCUCGACCCCAUCGGCUGCCUUUUCGCCACCCUCACCGAGACGUGUAGAGUGGAGGACGACAACGCCAUGGAUACCGGAGAUUCGGGAGAGCCCAAGCCUCCGGUGUACCAGCACGUGCCCGUGUGGGGCUGUCCGGACACCAGCGAGUCGUAUCUGGCCCUGGCGCUGGAGGUGGCGCUCUUGGGCAUGGGGCAGCAGAGACUAAUGCCCGAAGGACUGUACGCCCAGGACAAGGUGUGUCGCAACGAGGAGCAGAUCGUGGCCAAGCUGCAGGAGCUGGAGCUGGACGAGCUGCUGGUUCACACACUCCGCAAACAAGCCAUGCUUCUACUGGAAGGUGGUCCGUUCAGUGGUCUGGGGGAGGUCAUCCAUCGAGAGAGCGUCCCCAUGCACACCUUCGCCAAGUACCUGUUCACAGCACUUCUAACCCACGACGCUGAUCUGGCCUACAAGAUUGGCCUGCGUGCCAUGAGGCUGCCCGUAUUGGAGUCCACAGCGCCGUCCGGUGACGUGGGUCACCCGCACCACGGCAUCUCCAUCGUGCCCAGCAGAUACCCACGCUGGUUCACGCUGGGUCACCUGGAGUCCCAGCAGUGCGAGCUGGCGUCGACCAUGCUGACCGCAGCCAAGGGAGACAUGCUGAGGCUGCGGACCGUCCUGGAGGCCAUCCAGAAGAACAUCCACUCCUCAUCGCUCAUUUUCAAACUGGCACAGGACGCCUUCAAGAUCGCCACGCCCGCCGACAACCCGCCGGACAUCACCCUGCUCAACGUGGCGCUCGAGCUCGGCCUGCAGGUGAUGAGAAUGACCCUGUCCACUCUGAACUGGAGACGGCGGGAGAUGGUGCGCUGGCUGGUCACCUGCGCUACUGAAGUCGGUCUGAGGGCGCUGGUGAGCAUCCUGCAGAGCUGGUACACCCUGUUCACUCCCACGGAGGCCACGAGCAUCGUAGCGGCGGCGGUCAUGUCCCACGGCACGGCGCUCCGCCUCAGCCUGGACUACGGUCAGCGCGAGGAGCUGGCCAGCUGCGCCCGCACGCUGGCCCUGCAGUGCGCCAUGAAGGACCCGGCCAACUGCGCCCUGUCGGCGCUGACGCUCUGCGAGAAGGAGCACGUGGCCUUCGAGACGGCCUACCAGAUCGCCGUGGACGCCGCCGCGACGGCCAUGACGCACGCUCAGCUGUUCACCAUCGCGCGGUACAUGGAGCACCGCGGCUACCCUCUGCGCGCCUUCAAGCUGGCGUCGUUGGCCAUGGCGCACGUCAGCCUGGCGUACAACCAGGACACUCACCCGGCCAUCAACGACGUCCUGUGGGCGUGCGCGCUCAGCCACUCGCUGGGCAAGAACGAGCUGGGCGCCAUGGUGCCUUUGGUGGUGAAGGGCGUGCGCUGCGCCACCGUGCUCUCGGACAUCCUGCGGCGCUGUACUGUAACCGCACCCGGCCUGGCGGGCAUUCCCGGACGCCGCAGCUCGGGGAAGCUGAUGAGCACGGACAAGGCGCCUCUGCGCCAGCUGUUGGACGCCGCCAUCGGCGCCUACAUCAGCACCACGCACUCGCGCCUGACGCACAUCAGCCCGCGCCACUACGGCGAGUUUAUAGAGUUCCUGGGCAAGGCACGGGACACAUUCCUGAUGGCACACGACGGCCACGUGCAGUUCGCCCAGUUUAUCGAUAACCUCAAGCAGAUCUACAAGGGCAAGAAGAAGCUCAUGAUGCUCGUCCGGGAGCGUUUCGGCUGACGGAUCAAAAUAAAAACAGACACAAACACUCCCUCCUGGUUUAUUUAAGGCAUUAUUAUUAUUUCCUCCUGUAUAUUCCUGUCAGUCUGAAUCUGAAUUGUGAAUUUAUUUUUCUUCGUCUGUUAUGAUUUGCAGUACGUUCACCUGUGGAGGCCAGAACGACCGCUCGUUUUGGCUCACGCUCGCUUUUUAUUUCGUUACGCACGUCGCAAAGUGGCACAUAAAGAAAAACCAAAAGACAGGUGGAGCAUUUUGAGCCUUUUCCAUCGACCGUCUUGAUCGGCGGUCGUUCAUUAUUCCUUAUUUUCCUGCAAGGAGCUGCAGAGCUCAGACCAGUCAUUCCGAAUAAUAAUAAACAAUACACACGCACACACACACACUUACAUGCAGUGUUACGGGCAUACCUCAGUCGUAUUAAGAAACAGCUUUAACGGGGGCGAAGACGACACCUCACUUCUCUCUCUUAGAAUUUUCGUUUCCUAUGUGAACGAUUUCCUGUCAAACUAAACAUAAUCGUACCUCAGUGCAACCGAGAAAUCGGCACAGAUCAUGAUGAAUCUCUAGUCUGAUUUCAGUAGUCUGUAGUCCAUAAGACUUCGAGCGCUCCAGUUCGAAUCUUAGUUCUGCUAUCACCUGAUUGGCUGUGUGAUGACUAAAACUCGGACCAUUGUUGGUGUAAGUGUGGCCUCUGCUGACCGGUUGAGGCGCCGGCGCUCUGUGAGGUCUCGCCCCUAACGUUAAACGUGGCAUUAAAGUAAUUAUUGUGAUUUGUUUUCAUAAAAUGAGGUUUUAAUUACUUAAGGUUCAUGAUUUAAAAGCGGGAUUGAUGCCGUUCAAGUGGCGCAGUGGUAAAAACACACUAGCAUACCAGAGCUGGGAUCUCAAAUACAUCGUAUCGAGUCUCAGCUCUGCCAUCCGGCUGGGCUGAGCGGCCACAUGAACAACGAUUGGCCUGUUGUUCAUACAGGGGUGGGAUACUAAGCCGGAUAGGGACUCCUCGUAACUGAUGCAACUACGACCUCUGCUGGCUGGUUGAUGGCACCUGCACAGAGGUGGGAAAAGAGUGCGGAUCAGGGUGCGUCUCUCCGUACACAAGUGUAGGUGAUGAGAUGCAUACGGCUGCUGCCCACGUGUCGAAGGGGGCGUGGGUUAGCUUCGUUCUCCUCAAAUCAGAGCGGGGGUCGGCAUUAGCGGAAGGGAAGCGUGACGCAAUUGGGAAAUUGGACGCGCUAAAAAGUCGGGAGAAAUGCAUUAACAAAAAUAUAUAAUAGACAGAAACAUAAUGCCUAUUUCUUGCCAUUAAAUGACACAUAUGUGUUAAAUAUGGCAUUAAACCCAAAUAAAAGAAUAAAUAAAAGCGAGAUUGUGCUUCCAAAAGCUAAACUACGAUCGCGGUGACGUGGUGGAUUUACGAAUACAAUUUUCAAAAUACCAAUCUGAUGAUUUGAGCUACGUGGUUGUAAUAUUAUUAAAUCUGUUACGAUAUUCAGAUUUGUGCACAUGCAAAAUUCUCAGUGCAUUUACGUACAGUUAUUUUUGACAGGAAACCGAACUAUAAAUCGAUAAAUAGCCAAACUAAGAACCCCAGACCUUGGUUAAUAUAUAUAAACAUUUAUAAAUAGUUAGUGAGAGUCACAGUUUCACACCUGAGAACAAAAAGUCGUUUCCUUCUCCGCCUGAACUCAAACUUUAUUUAUUACUCAUUAUUUCUUAAUUAAGGGAUUGAAAAAUGGUUCUUCCCAGUUUUUAUUUUGGUGGGGGAGGAAAAAGGUGGACAGCUAUUCUAAAGUUAGGCGUGUUUAUGCAAGCAUGGAUUACGACGUUAUUACGAUAUAUUUUACUAUCGAAGAGACGGCUUUCUCCCCAGAGCGAUUCCAAAUUUGGUCCGAAUGUUGUUUGGUGAGCAGAACUGUGGUGCGUUUAUUAAAAAUGACAAAAUAUAAUUAGACACGUUCUAUAGCUCACGCCUGUCCCAAAUCAGGCAUUAAUUUUGAGAUUUCUUGGCAAUUAUUGGCGCACACUCACGUAUCUGCUGUGUUCUCGGUGUGAAAGUACAGAACGUAAAAAUUAGCUUCGUUUUACUAGUAGCUGUAGCAUUAUAAUACGAGCACUUCUGUAAACCCGCCCCCGUCACGCUAAACCCAGAUUAGCAUUUAUAUUCACCCAGCAUUCACUUCACUUCACUUCAAUUUGGUCUUUGAUAGAAAAUCCACAAAUCAACAAAACACGUAAUUUUGUCCACAUUCCACACGACGCCGCCCUCGCGAAGUGCCCACCGGUCUCCCCCACUCGUAGAACGCACUCGGCGGGUUCGCGGCGGAAGGAAAGCGGAGAGAAAAGGACAAAACGCUCGACUCAGUUCUCAGGGAAAUCACUUAAAGAAACGAAACAAAAAAAAUAGUAGCAUAAGCAUUUAAGAUAUUGUAAAUAUUAAAGGUGUCAAUUCAAAAGAUUGUAAAGUUAUAAUUAUUUAUGAUGACUGUAUGGGGUUUUUUUCCUUACUUGUUUGUUUGUUUCUUGUUUUGUUUCUUUUUGGUUUUUAUUUUUCGGAUACUUGAAUUUGUCGCGGGCUGGAAAUGUGACAGCAGAAAGACUUUAAACAAACAUUUCUCAGGUGCACCUGUGAACUUCUUCAUUUCUUCUCUGGUUUCUUCUCGUUUUUCGGUGGGUUUUUAUUAAAACAGAAGCUUGUAAAGCGUAAAGACUUAAAAAAAAAAAAAAGGAAAGAAAGGAAGAAAAGGAAGAACGGCCGCUGAUGAGCCGACUAUGCAGAACCACUUCCUGUUUUUUUUUUUUUUUAUUAUUAAAUUGAAUCCUCUUCGGAGUGGACUGUCGUGUCGGGGGGGGGGUCGACAUGCUGCAAACUGGGACGGACUUUUGCCUUUCGACUGAUUCGUGGACGUCUCCUGAAGCCUGAACGUUGUAUGGAAGAGUCGGGAAAGGUGGGAUUGCCGAGUGGUUGCCAGGUUCAGCUGGGCAUGUUCCGAUAUCAGACGUCAUUGAAGUUUCAUAAGGGUGAAAUUCGGUCUCUUGUUAGUUCUAGUUUACACCCUAUUACAAUUAAUUUAUGGGUGAUACGACAGCGAAGUUAUUCACGUUAUUGUUCGUUUCUCACAGAUUCUUAUUAUUUGUGCAAAAUCAUCCUACACAACUUUUAGACCUUGUAAAGCAGCUACAUUAUUAAAACCACAACACGACAGUUUUACAUUUGGCGUCACCACGGUGGUUUUUAGGCUUUAAGCCCUUCCUCACGCACCCUCCUAUUUUUAUCCGGGCUUGUGACCUGCACUGAGAUCGCAACCAACGAGUGCACCUGCCAACAACUACGCUGUUUCGGCCACCUCUCCUCAGAAAUGAGUCGAUCACGUCCGUGCAGAUGCCUGAUUGGUUGAUAGCACAGCUGAGAUUAGAACCCUGGAUCCCCCAGAUCUCAGCAGUAGCACCCGAGCGCCCUCCUGUAUUUAGUUAUACUAGAUUUAAUUAAGCAUAGUAAUUCCAAGCUUGUUUCGUUCACCUCUCUUGAGAAAUUAGGCGAUCUCGUCUGUGCAGACGCCCAGUUGGUUGAUAGCAUCACUGAGAUUCGAACCCUGAAUCCCCCAGAUCUCAGCAGUAGUGGGCUAAUACCCUCCUGUAUUUAGUUAUAAUAGAUUUAAUUAAAUAUAAAUUCCAAGCUUGUUUCGUUGACCAGUUUUGUCCAGCUUUUCUUGGGUGAACGGCUUUAUCCAAAAGGACUUACAUUACAGUUACAGUAUACAGUCUGAGCAAUUGAGGGUUAAGGGCCUUGCUCAGGGGCCCAACAGCAGCAACCUGGCAGUGGUGGGGCUUGAACCAGCGACCUUCUGAUUACUAGUCCAGUACCUUACCCACUAGGCUAUGGCUUGCCCUUAUUGAGGGAGAAUUAUGGGAGAUCUAAGCAGACAACAGUUUAGUUUCACUUAACCAGAAAUUGCAGCUUCCUCGGCCUCCUUCGGCUCAGUAAAUAUUUAGAUAUUAUUAUUUAGAGACGCUGAAUAUCGGAACACGCUUGGACUGAUCACGUGAACGAGGACCUUGGUCGGUCCUUGGACGGUCACUCGGUGAAUCACAAACACACGUGGAUGGCGGCUUCGUACGAGGACACUCCAGCUUCAGUCGCUUUUUUAAUAUAAACGUUCUCUCCCGGUUCCUUCCUCAAACCUGCAGCCACUAAACUGAACCCUCACACGGACCCCGAUCCGGAGAGCAGAGAGACCUGUUCCUUUUUUUAUAAUUUUUGCAGACGUGGGGAAAUUCGCCUUGGUUUCUUUUCCCGAGCUCUGCAGGAACGACGGUAGCUGCCUGGUCCGGAAACUCGAACCAAUCAAGCGUCUUCUGUAGCCUCGCCCCGCUGUUCCGGCGUCGCGUCGGGAACGGAAGGAACUCCCGUGGCUUCGAUUAUUUUGAUAAUUUUUUCUCUCCCAUGACUCUCUCCGUGUCUGUGUUGACUGUACCAGUGUUCUGAUCUGUCCCUAGAGUUUAGAAGGAAAAUAAUAAUAAUAAUAAUGAUGAUAAUAAUAAUCGCUGGUAGAGAUUGUUCACUAGUUCAUCUACUGUUUGAGUUCUGUUCUUAUUUUCUCUUGAUCUUCUUUCAUUUUUAAUUUAAGGGAAUAAAAGUGUUGGUCACCUCUCUCCGUGCUACUGAAUUAUGAAAAAGGUAUCCAGUAUUUGUUGCCACAAAAGUAUAGUUCCAGACUUUUUUUUUGGGUUUGUUUUUUUGUGCAACCUCUUGAGCUAAUGUCUAUAAACAAAAAUUUAUUACUAUUUAUGUAAUGCUACUACCAUUUUAUAUGAUUUGUGUUGAAUUUCAGUGCUUUUCUAUGAAUAAAGUGUGAAACACGU
Messenger RNA from Trichomycterus rosablanca, 8325 nucleotides. It is a transcript of the gene zswim5, whose product is annotated as zinc finger, SWIM-type containing 5. The record is from RefSeq and is a predicted model, not a curated record. The coding region runs from base 1 to 3468 and encodes 1155 amino acids. The transcript is spliced from 14 exons. NCBI's taxonomy places the organism in Eukaryota, Metazoa, Chordata, Actinopteri, Siluriformes, Trichomycteridae. Gene Ontology annotation, cellular component: Cul2-RING ubiquitin ligase complex.